Molecule: messenger RNA, 768 nt
Organism: Mesorhabditis spiculigera
Lineage: Eukaryota; Metazoa; Nematoda; Chromadorea; Rhabditida; Rhabditidae
Source: the annotation of a GenBank genome assembly
AUGUAUCGACUCGGGAUUGUGUUGGUAUUUGUUGCUGUUGGAUUUUCGGCAAAGCUUCAUGAUGAGGAGGAUUUGACGAAGAUUUCGACAAUAUAUGAGUCCUCCCAUGUCAACAGCGGUGCCGACCUCCUCAUCGUACCAUUUGAAGGCGAAAAACGAGUCGUCCUCCCUACUGACGACCCAAAAGAAACAAGAAUCAAGCGCCAAGCAUCGAUCACUGUCAAGAACUAUUGCAACACCUACAAGGACAAUUAUGAGUUCUUCUGCUCGAAAUUGGAGGAGCAGACUCCAGCUGAGGCGGCCAGAUUGCGUGGAUUCUGCCAUCAGUAUACCGAUUUUUGUCACAAGGCCAGGAGUAGCGGUUCGGAAAACUUGCCGGAGAUUGAUUCUGAAGAGAUUACAGCUACGAAACGCACUCCCUUGCCAACCGACAAUUCUGAUGAGGGAUCCCGAUGGGACGACGUUCGACAAUGGGAGCCCGACAACGCGGAAAAGACACUUUUAGAGGCCAAAAAACUGCACCCAUGCAACCCCGAAUGCAACCAGACCAUUCACCCACAUUGUACCGCCGAAUGCAAAUGCGAAUUCGACAAGCCGAAAAUGCUCUAUUUCUGCACUGGACCCUUAGAUCGACAAGAAUUACACUGGUGCCACCAGUGGUUCCGACGAUGCCCCCGACAAUCUCCAUUCUACCGUAGAAUAUUUGACGCGCAAGGAAGAACGUGGCCGGGAAGAGAAGGACUCCUUGAGGGGCUACGACUACGCGGU